UCCGUAAGUUCCUAGUCAGAACUAAUUGUGCUUUUAGAACAUUUCGGAAUGUUUAGUUUCCUCUUCAAAAGAGUCCCAAUAGGGAGAACCGUAAGAGAUUCAACUACAAAGCUGGGUUUUCUGCAAAACCCUUCCUCAUCUCUCAUAUUCAUCUCCUCAAAAGCCUCAAGAAAUCAGAACCGUUUCGUUGUCUCUUACCUCAUCAGCUCAUGUGGGCUUUCACCCGCAGCUGCAAUUUCUGCAUCCAAGAAGGUUUGGUUUGAAUCCUCUGAUAGGCCAGACUCGGUCCUUACCCUCUUCAGAAACCAUGGAUUCACCGAUACCCAAAUUUCUAGACUCAUUGGAAAGUGUCCGUCAUUGCUUUUGUCCAAUCCUACUGAGACCCUUCUGCCUAAACUUGAGUUCUUCCAUUCUCUGGGCGUUUCGAGCCCUAACCUCGCCAGAUUCAUCUGCAAAGACCCAAAGGUUUUGUUCUCUAGCUUAGAAAACAAAAUCAUCCCUACUUUUGAUUUCUUAAAGAGUUUACUUGGGACUCUGGAGAAUAUUAUUGGUCUAAAUAAUCAUUCUCGUCUCAUCGGUUGUGAUAUACAGAAUGUGGGUCGAAAUAUUGCAAUCUUGAGAGAAUAUGGAGUGCCAGAGUCUAAUAUAGUGCGUAUACUAACUUACUAUCCCAUCACGGUGACACCUAAAAAUGAUCUGUUCAAACAGAGAGUUGAGGAGAUUAAGAAAAUGGGUUUCAACCUUUCAAAAUACAUGUUUAUGCGUGUUCUAUAUGUGUUUACAUCAUUGACCAAAUCAACAUGGAAGCUGAAAAUGGAGGCUUAUGGAAGGUGUGGUUUUUCUGAGAAUGAGAUUCUCAUGGCAUUUAGGAGGUACCCUUGUUUUAUGGAAAUGUCUGAGAAGAGGAUAAUGAGCCAUAUGGAUUUCCUUGUUAAUAAAAUGGGUUGUGAACGUGCAGUUAUCAUCACAUACCCGCAACUAUUUGGGUUUAGCUUGGAGAAGAGGAUUCUUCCAAGGUAUUCAGUUUUUCGAGUAUUGCUAUUGAAAGGUUUGGUGAAGGAAGAUCGUCAAAUGGUUCACAUGUUGAUAGAAAGUGAGAAGCUUUUCUUGGAGAAAUUUGUGACAAAAUAUGACACAGAAGUUCCUCAACUCUUGGAUGUAUACAAAGGGAAUAUUAGUCUGCUAGAACUUGGAUAUGGAACUGAUCAAGUGUGGAAAGAACCUAUUGUAAAAUGCCCAAAUUUUGAAAUUUGACAAAUAGAUCUAAAUGUUUCUUUGAAGCCUCAAGGUCUAUAUGGAGAGUUUAUACAAGCCUCAAUAACUUUAUUUUUUGUUUUAGAAAGCACUUAUCUGUUGCCUAGUCAUUCUGGUGUCUGUGGUUACUUGAAUAGGUGCUACUCCCAGAUUUACAGUUUAAGUUCAGUUUCCUCAAAACCUUAAAAGGUGAAUAGCAAGGUAUGUAAAAUCAGAUUCUUUGGGAUUAAAUUUAUAAACUUGAUUUUAAGAUGUUACUUUUUA
Molecule: messenger RNA, 1518 nt
Organism: Macadamia integrifolia
Lineage: Eukaryota; Viridiplantae; Streptophyta; Magnoliopsida; Proteales; Proteaceae
Product: transcription termination factor MTERF5, chloroplastic-like
Exons: 1
Coding region: 49-1254 (401 amino acids)
Biological process (GO): regulation of DNA-templated transcription; chloroplast organization
Cellular component (GO): chloroplast
Molecular function (GO): double-stranded DNA binding
Source: RefSeq, a predicted model, not a curated record